Messenger RNA from Saccostrea echinata, 3309 nucleotides. RefSeq names its product serine/threonine-protein phosphatase 2A regulatory subunit B'' subunit gamma-like. Gene Ontology annotation, biological process: positive regulation of B cell differentiation; T cell homeostasis; microtubule cytoskeleton organization. NCBI's taxonomy places the organism in Eukaryota, Metazoa, Mollusca, Bivalvia, Ostreida, Ostreidae. Gene Ontology annotation, cellular component: spindle; centrosome. The record is from RefSeq and is a predicted model, not a curated record. The transcript has 13 exons. Bases 46 to 1410 code for a protein of 454 amino acids.
UUCGACUGACUUUAUCAUGUUUAUGACAAUGCUAACAAUAUUAAAAUGACUAUAACAGUUUUAGAAAGAAAGACUGAAAUGGAAUUAAAGAAAGCAUUGAGAAAGUUUGUGGAGAAUCAGAAAAAAAAGAAAACAUCUGAUCCUAGCAAAGCUAAGGCAGAGGAAACUACUCUGUUUACAAAAUACUACUCAGAAUGGAAGGGUAUUGACAAGGGCUACAAAAAUGAGCCAGCCCUAUAUGUGAAACUUCCUUCAGAAGAUGAACCGUUAAUGCUGAAACUAAGGGAGGAGUCCAGGGCUGUAUUUUUACAAAGAAGGAGCAGAGAGUUGCUGGACAAUGAUGAAUUACAGAGACUAUGGUUUCUACUAGAUCAGCACCAUACUCCUCCCAUUGUGGGGGAGGACCAAAUGAUUAAUUAUGAGGAUUUUCUGAAAGUGGGGGAGGAAGCUGGUCCAAAGUGCAAACAGUUUUUUACUGCCUCUGUGUUUACAAAACUCCUACAGAUGGAUCCCUAUGGUAGGAUCUCCAUUAUGCAGUUCUUUAACUAUGUGAUGAGAAAGGUUUGGCUUCAUCAGACAAGGAUUGGUCUUUCUCUCUAUGAUGUGGCUGGACAGGGGUACCUUAAGGAAUCUGAUCUAGAGAAUUACAUUUUAGAAUUGAUUCCAACACUUCCACAGCUGAAUGGACUGGAGAAAUCUUUCUACUCUUUCUAUGUGUGUACUGCUGUAAGAAAGUUCUUCUUUUUCUUGGACCCUAUGAGGACUGGUAGGAUUAAAAUACAGGAUAUUCUGGCUUGCAGCUUUCUGGAUGAUUUAUUAGAGCUUAGAGAUGAAGAUUUAUCUACAGAGAUGCAGCAGUCUAACUGGUUCUCUGCCCCUUCUGCUUUAAGGGUGUAUGGUCAGUAUUUGAACCUGGACAAAGAUCACAAUGGCAUGCUAAGCAAAGAAGAGUUGGCAAGAUAUGGUACAGGUACCCUGACUCAAGUGUUCCUAGAUCGUGUGUUUCAAGAGUGCCUGACAUAUGAAGGAGAAAUGGAUUAUAAGACAUACCUUGAUUUUGUCCUUGCCCUGGAGAAUCGGCGAGAACCCCAGUCCCUCAGAUACUUGUUCAGAAUUCUUGAUGUCAAACAUGUGGGAUAUCUGAAUGUCUUUUCUCUGAAUUACUUCUUUAGAGCUAUACAAGAACAGAUGAAGAUCCAUGGCCAGGAACCAGUUUCUUUUCAUGAUGUAAAAGAUGAAAUAUUUGAUAUGGUGAAGCCAAGGGAUCCUCUACAUAUUACUCUUCAAGAUCUCAUCAACUGUGGUAAAGGAGACACAGUUGUGAGUAUACUUAUAGACUUGAAUGACUUCUGGACUUAUGAAAAUAGAGAAUACCUAGUGCCAGAAUCUAGUGAGGAAUCAGAGAUUUGAAUCACUUUAUAAGGACUUAUGGAAAGUCCUGAAAUAAUGUACAGUACCCUGCCAUUGUGUCCACAGCCUCUUCUCUGCCCCAAGAAAGCAUUUGACUUCUGCCAAGCUACUGAGACUGAAAUCCAUUAUAUUGUAUUUGUUGGGUUUUUUUUUUUAUGUUUUUUAUACCAAAUAUUGCUGUCUCAUAUCUUUGAGUCAUUUAUGCCAUGUCUGAAAAAAAGUGUUGAAAACUUGUGUUUAAUAUUUUUUUUUUCUUAAAUGUUUCACUCUGUGAUUAGAUUAUAUAUGUGGAUGUAGUCAAGAUCACUUACAUGUAUUUUUAACUAUUUCAUAAAGUGUCAUUUCAUUCUCAGACAUUCCGUCCAAAUGCAUUUUCUGCUUUUAAGUAUAUAUAUACAUGUUUUUGAUGCAUCUUCACAUUAGUAUUAAAUGACAUAAGGUAGUUACAUACUUGUUGUCCUAUUGCAGUCAUUUUAGAAUAUCUUUCUAUGGAAUCUGUAAUAGAUCAGGAACAAAAAGUUGAUGGUUUAUUAUUCUUGCAGCUUCAAUUCUUUGUCAUCCUGUGAAUUUUUCCCCAUAUUUCAUACAUGUACAAGAAUUGUAGUCAUGGGAAAUACCCUGAUAGCAGUAUUAUCUCACGCAUUCCAUAUAAAAUCAUAUUCACACCCUGUAUAUAAUUACAUAUAUGCCAAAUAUUUCAUGCCAAGAAAUCAAAAGCACUUUCAAUCAUCUGGAAGUAUUUUUUGAUAGAAAAGAUUUAAGCACACCAUAUUACUGGUAAAUUGAUUGUAAUUGCAUAUUAAUAGAACUGUAGGAUAUAAAAUAAGAAUUCUAGAGUGAUAUAUGGUAAUAUGCUGAAAAAAUUAUCAUUUUUUGAUGAUAAUUAUUUUUCUUAGAUCAUUUUAAAUUGAUUCUGUUUUAGAAUCUGCAGUUAGUCAACAUAAGUAUGUUACUGAAGUCAGUAGAAAUCCAAGCUGUAGCCUGUAAAUAAUAUCUGUUGUGAUGUCAGUUUUGAUGGUUUAUAUCUACUAGGAUAUUUCAUUUGUAGACAUUUACAGGAAUCUAUAUGCUUUUGAUAGCAAGAACUGAAGAAUAAUGAUGCGUCUUCAAUGUUACAAAUUUCAAUUUUCCUAUCUUCUUCUUCUCUUACCAUAUAUACUCACCUGUACGUCGGUCCGCUAACAAGUUUGUUGUAUUUUUUAAGGGUUUUUUUGAAAGGAUUUGACAUUGACAUUCUUAAGUCAGUACAACUUUUUGCCAGAAUCGGUUAAUAGUCUCGGAUCAAUAUUCUAAUGUUUUUACAUGGGUUUUGAAAUUUGUAACUGAUAUUUAAUCUUUUAUCAUCAACAUAUUAAUUUCAUAACAAUACUCUAUGUAUUUACCUAUUUUGGGAAAGUACAUCGAUAUUUAAUCUUUUAUUCUUAACAAAUUAAAAAUACUACUUUUCAUAAUCCAGAAAAAUACCUAUGUUUCUAGGACUGGUCUCCAGUCGGACAGGUGUACCAACAUCUCACUCCAAAAAAAUCUGACUUAUAGGCAACUGUGGUAUUAUGGUAUUUUUAAAUAGAUGGAAUUAUACAUGUAUUUAGAAAAAAGGUAGACGUUCAUGGAUGUUUUGAAUAAUAAUUCAAAUUUUUGGCAGGCUCAUCCUUUGCAUAAUGAUAAGCAUUUUUCACCACAUUUAUAAUCUAAUGUGCAAUGCAUUUUUCACAUGAUUUUUGGUAUGUGCAAUUUUGAGGAUUUCUAUUAUUGGUUCUAACACUGCCAUCAUUAGAAAUUACACUGUGUACAGCGUCUUGUUGAUGUAGUCAGUGUCUUCACCAGAUAUACAUAUGGAACAUUGUCUUGUUAAUGUGAAUAAACUGUGUUAAUGUGAAUAAACUGCAUGGUGUAAGGAUA